UAAACCGUCUUUCAGCUCGGUUCGGUAACGGUGAUUCAGUGCGCUGCUAAAUGAGAGAUCACGACGAUUCGGUUUGAAAACUGCUGCUGCUGAUUUUCUGCUGGCUUGCUUUGAUACGGUCGUUUCGGUCUCGAGUUGAAAAGUUCGCUAAGCUUGGGACUUGGGUGUGUGUCGUUGAGUGUGAAAUUGUCGGGGUGCACGCAUAGUAAAUAUACAAAAGUUGAGUGUUGUCAAUUGGCUGCGCUGCAGCGGCAUAAACAAAAAGUGCAUCAUCUCGGCGGAGCAGCGAAAUCUGCUUUCAUCUAAAGUGCUUGAAUAAACAAAAGCAGACAAAAUGCAGUCACACAGCAAGAAACGAGUCUGCUAUUACUACGACAGUGAUAUCGGCAACUACUACUAUGGCCAGGGACAUCCGAUGAAACCGCACCGCAUACGGAUGACCCACAAUCUGCUGCUCAACUAUGGCCUGUACCGCAAAAUGGAAAUCUACCGACCGCACAAAGCGACAGCCGACGAGAUGACCAAAUUCCACUCGGACGACUACAUCCGGUUUCUCCGAUCGAUCCGUCCCGACAACAUGUCCGAGUACAACAAACAGAUGCAGCGAUUCAACGUCGGUGAGGAUUGUCCGGUGUUCGAUGGUUUGUACGAAUUCUGCCAACUUUCGGCGGGUGGCUCCGUUGCAGCUGCCGUCAAACUGAACAAGCAGGCAUCGGAAAUCUGCAUCAACUGGGGCGGCGGUUUGCAUCAUGCCAAAAAAUCUGAAGCUUCCGGGUUCUGCUAUGUGAACGACAUCGUGCUCGGGAUCCUGGAACUGCUCAAGUAUCACCAGCGGGUGCUGUACAUCGAUAUCGAUGUGCACCACGGGGACGGUGUGGAGGAAGCGUUCUAUACCACGGACCGGGUGAUGACGGUGAGCUUCCACAAGUACGGGGAGUAUUUCCCCGGAACUGGGGAUCUGCGAGAUAUCGGCGCUGGAAGGGGAAAGUACUAUGCAGUGAAUAUCCCGCUGCGGGAUGGCAUGGACGAUGAGUCGUACGAAUCGAUCUUUGUGCCGAUUAUUUCGAAGGUGAUGGAAACCUUCCAACCGUCGGCUGUGGUGCUGCAGUGCGGAGCCGAUUCGCUAACCGGCGACCGGCUGGGCUGCUUCAACCUGACCGUCAAGGGUCACGGUAAGUGUGUGGAGUUCGUCAAAAAAUACAACCUCCCGUUCCUGAUGGUCGGCGGCGGAGGCUACACGAUCCGCAACGUUUCCCGCUGCUGGACCUACGAAACCUCCGUAGCACUGGGCUGUGAAAUCGCAAACGAACUGCCGUACAACGACUACUUCGAAUACUUCGGACCGGACUUCAAACUACACAUCAGCCCCAGUAACAUGAGCAACCAGAACACCACCGAGUAUCUGGAGAAGAUCAAAAAUCGACUGUUUGAAAAUCUACGCAUGCUGCCACAUGCUCCGGGCGUACAGGUGCAAGCCAUCCCGGAGGAUGCCGUGAACGAGGAAAGCGACGACGAAGACAAGGUGGACAAGGACGAACGGUUACCGCAGAGCGACAAGGACAAACGGAUAGUGCCGGACAACGAGUUCUCCGACUCCGAGGACGAGGGCGAGGGCGGCCGAAGGGACAACCGAUCAUACAAGGGCGGCGCACGGAAGCGGCCGCGACUGGACAAAGACGCCAAACCGGAAGAGGUCAAGGACGAGCUGGAAGUGAAAGAUUCCACCGGUGACAAAGAGGACAGCAAAUCCGGCGACGACCCUAAGAAGGAAACCUCGACCGUUGCAUGAUCGGCACUGGCCUCGUACCGGAAAUAGCGAUCCCUCUGCCAGUAGGCGCAACAAUGAGCGAGCGUACCCAGCUCAUUCAUCGUUGUUUCUACUAGUUGGUUUUUAAAAAAAACAGUUUUUUUUUCUAUUGCGUAUGACAACAUUUUUGAAUGAUGUCUUUCCAGAGUGGAAGUAGAAAAGCGCAUUUACCCAGAAGGAUGACUAGAAAAGGAAAAUUAACAAACAGGAAACUAUAUAGGAUUAUACAACGCUCGUAGUUUUUACAGAUCUUGAUCGAACUAAAGACAUCCGUCGAAACAAAAAAUUUACAUAGAAAGUAACUAAAUAGUAAAGCUAAUAGGAAAAAAGCGAGCGAAAGAUUCCUAAUUAUUAUCAUAAACAAAAUCAAAGGAAUCGUUUUUUUUUUUUAAUUUUCUGACAAAGUAUCGAACGUAAUCGUAACAGUUAGGUAUAGUAGAAAAUAUUUAUUUAUGACAAACAUUAAAACAUCGCUCAGCACAGGUAAUUUUAUGAAAUUAAAAAAAAAACUAGAACAGGUCUGUACAAGGGAAAAAAUCAACACAAGAUUGAUUUUUCUACUAGACAGAGAGAAGAAUGAUCUCAGGAAUGGCACACCCCCGUUUUUGGUUGAAUUUUAACGCUUCCAUAGGAAAAAUACUAUCAUCCACGAUUUAUACUACUAAUAGGAUUCCCUUGAUAUCAUAUCGAACUUGGAUGAUCAACAACCAAACUUCCAUAACGAAAAAAAAGUUCUGUCCCCCAAAAAAUUGGACUCGUCGCUCUUAAUGGCAAGAAAUAAUUACAAUCAGCAAAAAAAAAAAAAAACUAGGCUUAGGGAAAAUUUAAUACCCACUACUACUUACAGUAAGUAAUCGUUACAAUGAAUACAUAUUGCGAAAGCAAGCUAGGGAACCGAUUCGGACAUACAUAUGUUAGUUUAGCAAUCACGAAUAACAAUUAUUCAACUGUAUUACGUAGGUUAUAAGAAUAAUACCGCGAUCGCUAUUAGUUUGUAAGGGGAGGAAUUUUGAUUAGAUUGACCGUGUCGAUAACGACAGGCAAAUACAAAACUAUGAUGUAAAAGAAAAAAACAAAUUCAACUAAAAAAAAACACUUAAAGUAUUGAGAUUAAAAACCAAUCUGGUUGAAGUAUUCAACCCAAAUGCA
Molecule: messenger RNA, 2956 nt
Organism: Uranotaenia lowii
Lineage: Eukaryota; Metazoa; Arthropoda; Insecta; Diptera; Culicidae
Gene: HDAC1
Product: histone deacetylase HDAC1
Exons: 6
Coding region: 335-1789 (484 amino acids)
Molecular function (GO): histone deacetylase activity
Source: RefSeq, a predicted model, not a curated record